Messenger RNA from Galeopterus variegatus (Sunda flying lemur), 7558 nucleotides. It is a transcript of the gene SLC12A6, whose product is annotated as solute carrier family 12 (potassium/chloride transporter), member 6. The transcript is spliced from 26 exons. Lineage: Eukaryota; Metazoa; Chordata; Mammalia; Dermoptera; Cynocephalidae. Gene Ontology annotation, biological process: potassium ion homeostasis; potassium ion import across plasma membrane; chloride transmembrane transport. Gene Ontology annotation, cellular component: membrane. Gene Ontology annotation, molecular function: potassium:chloride symporter activity. The coding region runs from base 1189 to 4488 and encodes 1099 amino acids. The record is from RefSeq and is a predicted model, not a curated record.
CCGGGGAGGGGGCGCCCGCCCCGGCAGCCCCAACCCUGCGCGCGCCGCGGCUCGGAGACAGUUAGCGGCUAGUAAACAACAGCUGCGCGCGCACCCGCAUCAGCUGGCGCUGGCAUCCCGCACCUGCGACCUCCUCAUCCCUUCAUCCCCGACGCCCUCCUGCCCAGUCAGGGCCAGCCAGCGUGGCCGUCUCUUCUGCGGGCACCCGAAGGAAAAACGGCGAGGGGCUAACCUGCGCCGGGGCCGGGUAGGGGAGAAAGCGUCUCCCGGCCAAGGGGUGGCCCGUCCUAUCACGCAGGAGAAACCUAGUGGGCCGACCGUGGGCUCAGUGGACUAGCAACGACCUGCUACGACCCGAGGUGUCUUGAUCUGCUAGCCUCCUUCUCCCAGAUCCCAGGGACCUUUCUGCCUGGAGAAGAGCCGACACGCCACCCCCGCAGAUUUCUCGGAAGCAGGAAUCCGUUCUGUCCCUGCAUCCUCCUCUGCUCACCCUUCUGUCCUUAUUCUCUUCCAUCCAGUAGUGUGGGUUAUUUUUCCCGUUAUGCAUGCGCACCUCUCCCACCAGACCCAAGUGGAUUAUCGGCCUCAGAAACAUCGAGUGGUUCUGCACACACCUCCUCCCAGCGAGACCUGUGGGGUAUUCACGUGAUACACAACAGGUGCUGGUUUGCACCUUUUUGCAAUCUGAUCCACCCUAUAUUUGCUUGAUAAGGGUGGGCCUGAACGCACUUUGCUCACCUAGAACAGUGGGACGCUCACAGAUAAAAGACUAACUACCUCGACAGGAGCCUGGGUUGUUGAGGGGAGGGAGGCUUUACCUGCUGCUCUGAGACCAUGGCACGGAGCCCUCAGCCCUGGACCAGAGGAGAUAGCUAAGUAGCUCUUCUUUCUGAAGGAACGAAAUUACACAAGAUUGGCAUCAUUUUGUCUUUUUUUUUUUCCCCUUGAAAAAUAUUUUUCAGCUAUUGGUGGUGCACUUUCUAGGACAGUCGGAUUGAAUUCUGAGUGGAAGGAUUCUUAUUUGGGGCUUUUUGUGUGGUGUGAAUCAAAGUAAUUGAGCUGGGUGUUUUUGUGUUUUUUUAAGUUAUCUUUUCUUUUUUUGCAAUCGAAAGUAACUAGCUUAGGAGGAAGAUUUUGCGAGGUUUUCCCUUUUUCUUUGUCCUUAAAAAAGGAAAAGAAAAAAGAGAAAUGCAUCCUCCAGAAACCACCACCAAGAUGGCUUCAGUUCGGUUCAUGGUGACACCAACAAAGAUCGAUGACAUUCCAGGUUUAUCAGACACAAGCCCGGACCUCAGUUCUCGAUCUAGUUCCAGAGUAAGAUUCAGCUCCCGGGAAAGUGUGCCUGAAACAAGCCGUAGCGAGCCUAUGAGUGAGAUGUCUGGGGCCACCACUUCACUGGCAACUGUUGCACUGGAUCCAGCCAGUGACCGGACUUCAAACCCUCAGGAUGUUACAGAUGACCCGAGUCAGAACUCCAUCACAGGGGAACACAGCCAGCUGUUAGAUGAUGGGCAUAAGAAAGCUCGAAAUGCUUAUCUCAGUAAUUCUAAUUAUGAAGAAGGAGAUGAAUAUUUUGAUAAAAACUUGGCACUCUUUGAGGAAGAAAUGGACACCAGACCAAAGGUGUCUUCUCUCCUCAACCGCAUGGCCAAUUACACUAAUCUGACACAAGGAGCAAAGGAACAUGAAGAGGCAGAAAACAUCACUGAAGGGAAAAAGAAGCCCACCAAGACCCUCCAGAUGGGUACCUUCAUGGGUGUCUACCUCCCAUGUCUACAAAAUAUUUUUGGAGUGAUCCUCUUUCUACGUCUUACAUGGGUGGUGGGCACAGCUGGUGUUCUUCAGGCCUUUGCAAUUGUCCUUAUCUGCUGCUGCUGUACAAUGUUGACUGCUAUCUCCAUGAGUGCCAUUGCCACCAAUGGAGUGGUGCCAGCUGGGGGCUCAUACUUUAUGAUUUCUCGGGCACUGGGCCCAGAGUUUGGUGGGGCUGUUGGCCUCUGCUUUUAUCUUGGUACCACUUUUGCAGCAGCCAUGUAUAUCCUUGGUGCCAUUGAAAUUUUUCUGAAAAUUGAAAAACUAAUACAUUGUGAGAUUGCUAUAAGAAUUAAACUGGCCGAAAAUGUUAAGUCACCAUUCAUAGUGCUGGUCGAUAAGGUCUGCAUGCUGGGUAACCGUACCCUUUCAUCAAGACACAUUGACAUUUGCUCUAAGACCAAGGAAAUUAAUAACUUGACAGUCCCAUCAAAGUUGUGGGGCUUCUUCUGUAACUCAAGUCAAUUUUUCAAUGCCACCUGUGAUGAGUACUUUGUUCACAAUAAUGUCACUUCGAUCCAGGGCAUUCCUGGAUUGGCUAGUGGUAUCAUUACAGAGAAUCUUUGGAGUAAUUAUCUACCCAAGGGAGAGAUCAUUGAAAAGCCCUCAGCCAAAUCAUCUGAUGUCUCAGGCAGUUUAAACCAUGAAUAUGUUCUUGUUGACAUCACCACCUCCUUCACUCUUCUGGUAGGGAUCUUCUUUCCCUCUGUCACAGGCAUCAUGGCUGGAUCAAACAGAUCUGGGGAUCUCAAAGACGCUCAGAAGUCCAUUCCCAUUGGCACUAUCCUUGCCAUCCUGACCACCUCCUUUGUCUAUUUAAGCAAUGUUGUCCUUUUUGGUGCAUGUGUUGAAGGGGUUGUUCUCAGAGACAAGUUCGGGGAUGCUGUGAAAGGUAAUUUGGUGGUGGGCACCUUAUCAUGGCCAUCCCCAUGGGUAAUUGUUAUUGGUUCCUUCUUUUCAACGUGUGGGGCUGGACUUCAGAGCCUCACAGGGGCACCGAGGCUGCUACAGGCUAUUGCUAAGGAUAACAUCAUACCAUUUCUGAGGGUUUUUGGUCACAGCAAAGCCAAUGGGGAACCUACCUGGGCUUUACUUCUAACUGCUGCCAUUGCAGAGCUGGGAAUCCUUAUUGCCUCCCUGGAUCUUGUGGCCCCAAUUCUUUCCAUGUUUUUUCUCAUGUGUUACCUCUUUGUGAACUUGGCAUGUGCCUUGCAGACAUUACUUCGAACCCCCAACUGGAGACCCCGAUUCCGCUACUACCACUGGGCCCUCUCUUUCAUGGGAAUGAGUAUCUGUCUGGCUCUGAUGUUCAUUUCUUCCUGGUAUUAUGCCAUUGUAGCUAUGGUAAUAGCUGGUAUGAUCUACAAGUACAUUGAGUACCAGGGAGCCGAGAAAGAAUGGGGUGAUGGUAUUCGUGGGCUGUCCCUCAGUGCAGCCCGGUUUGCUUUGCUUCGGCUGGAGGAAGGCCCUCCACACACUAAAAACUGGAGGCCUCAGUUGCUUGUAUUACUGAAACUAGAUGAAGACUUACAUGUCAAGCAUCCUCGCCUCCUCACCUUUGCCUCACAGCUGAAAGCAGGAAAGGGUCUCACUAUUGUGGGUUCUGUCAUCGUGGGGAACUUCCUGGAGAACUAUGGCGAAGCUUUAGCUGCUGAGCAGACCAUAAAGCACCUAAUGGAGGCAGAGAAGGUAAAAGGAUUCUGCCAGCUGGUGGUGGCCGCCAAGCUGAAAGAAGGCAUUUCCCACCUCAUCCAGUCAUGUGGCCUUGGAGGCAUGAAGCACAACACAGUGGUGAUGGGCUGGCCUAAUGGCUGGCGCCAAAGUGAAGAUGCCCGCGCUUGGAAGACUUUUAUUGGCACAGUUCGAGUGACAACUGCUGCCCAUCUUGCUCUGCUGGUGGCUAAAAACAUCUCCUUCUUUCCCAGCAACAUGGAGCAAUUUUCUGAGGGCAACAUUGAUGUGUGGUGGAUUGUGCAUGAUGGGGGGAUGCUCAUGCUAUUACCAUUCCUACUGAAACAGUACAAGGUGUGGCGAAAAUGCAGCAUACGGAUCUUCACAGUAGCCCAACUAGAAGACAACAGUAUCCAGAUGAAGAAGGACCUAGCUACCUUCCUAUAUCAUCUGCGCAUUGAGGCCGAGGUGGAAGUGGUGGAGAUGCAUGACAGUGACAUAUCAGCUUAUACUUAUGAGCGCACUCUGAUGAUGGAACAAAGGUCCCAGAUGCUCCGGCACAUGCGACUAUCCAAAACAGAGCGGGACAGAGAGGCACAGUUGGUGAAAGACCGAAACUCAAUGCUACGAUUGACAAGCAUUGGCUCUGAUGAGGAUGAAGAGACAGAAACCUAUCAGGAGAAGGUGCAUAUGACCUGGACAAAAGACAAGUACAUGGCAUCCCGAGGGCAAAAAGCCAAGUCAAUGGAAGGAUUCCAGGACCUGCUUAACAUGCGUCCGGACCAGUCCAAUGUAAGGCGGAUGCAUACAGCAGUGAAGCUCAAUGAGGUUAUAGUUAACAAGUCCCAUGAAGCAAAGCUAGUUUUGUUAAAUAUGCCGGGGCCACCCAGAAACCCUGAGGGUGAUGAAAACUACAUGGAGUUCCUAGAAGUACUCACCGAGGGACUAGAGCGAGUCCUCCUUGUCCGGGGUGGUGGCAGUGAAGUGAUCACCAUUUAUUCAUAAUCUACUUCUGAGUGACUCUUCUUGGCCUCACCUUUACUAAAUGGCUUCCAUCCUCCAUGGAAGUUCCAGCUCUUUACUCUUUACACUCCCACUCAGCUACAGGCCUGUGUUCUCUACACAUCACACUGAACUCUUGAUGACCUAAGCCUCAAGGACUUGUGCAAAAGAAUACAAAUAGAUUUGCUUUUUGCUCCCAUAUGAUCUGCUGUCUUACAGAAGAAGCAAAUACUCCCUCAACAUCAGAACAAUGAUCAAGUCCUAAAAGCCAUGUCUGUACCGGUCAAAGGCAAAUUACAAUUAACAAGCUAAGCCAAUAAAUGGAUUGGUAAAGGGAUGCUACAAAUUCAACUGAAGACAAAAAGCAAAUAUAUAUCCAACAUUAAAGAUGAGUCUAAGAAGUCAGAAAAUAAGGGCAGAAAAUAAGGUUAGUUUAGUGAUGGCACUGUGGGGGUAACAGCUAGACACAGCCUCAUCUUACUAAAGAAUUCAAGGCCAAGUAUAUGGGGACCUGUUACCCUUGUGGAGAUAACCUGUGGCAAGCCAAGAUGGAAACCUUUUUUAGCUAAUUUUCUUUAGUUGUACCCAGCACUCUCCAGGAGUCUAAUUUUAUAUUAGGGUACUAAUGUACAAAACCUGAAACAUGGCUGUAGCCUCUACUUUGUUAUUGAAAACAAGAUUCCCCCAAGGUACCAAGUUUAAGCAUCCAUACUGUCAGUGUAUAUCUUAAACUAUUAUAUUUUAAUUCAGAACCCAUUCUGUGUUGCCAUAGAAAUUGUCUUUUAAAAGGUAAAAAUGAUUUCUUCCAAGUUCUUUUCAAAUGGCUAAACUAAGGAAUUCCAAAAGGUAGCUAUUAAGAUUUAUUGAAAUACAGUCUAUGGUUAUCUACAUGACAUGGGCAAACAUAUAUGCUGUUAUCUCAGAAACAUAAGUCAUGAUACACAUUGGCCAGUAGGUUCUCUUUUCCUUAUUUUUGUGCCCUCUGAGGGCACAGGUCAAAAAAUCACAAGGAUCAAACACUAGGAAGACUGGCUAAAAUCCUUCUCUGAAAGCUUUGGACUGUCUUUUAAGGGGGGAAUCCAGCAAUGGAACUGGAAGUUCUAGAGCCAUAUUCUUUCCAUAGUGCCAAAGUUAUUGAGCUGCUACUCUCCUUACCUACUUCACUAAAGUGGCAUACAGAUUGGCAUUGGCCUGAUUCAAGAAACUUUUUUCACUUAGAAACCUGUGGCCUCGUCUCCAAAGCCAUAGUUAAGACUUGAGGCACUCACCUAAAUGCCCAAAGUAUGUGCAUUUUUCCCCUUUUCCUUUCAAUUUUAUUCUUCACUCUAAGUGCAGAAACUUGGCUCUGAACUAUUAUCUAAGCCAAUGGUGUUCUGCUAUUUCAGUUUUGUUUUCAGAAAGCUCUAAAUGUGCCAAGGGAAUAACUUAUUCCAAGCUCAGCUUUUUAUUUACUAAUUUACUGAUCACAAAACACCUGGCUCACAAGCAUAGGGAAACUGUGGCUGUGCAGUAAUUUCAAGUACAAGGGUACUUCAAAAAGUUCAUGGAAAAUAGAAUUAAAAGAUAGUACAAAUCUUUCUUUGAACUUUUUGAAGUACCCUCAUAUGUGAGUCUUCAUUUCUUAUGGGAUAGUUAUUUACAGAAACUGUUCUUGCCAGUAUCCAUGGUUGCUUUGGAAUCUCACCUUAUUAAUAAUGUCUCUCCUUAGAUUAAUAGGAUAUGGAGCAAGCUGACCUACAUGUCACAGAUUAUUCAUUUCACCCAUAAGGACAGAGAAGAAAACCCUUCAAUAUGGCUUAAGAAAUUGAGUUAUUUUUAUUUGUUCCUUUUGCUCCUCUUUAAUCUUCCAGGCCCACUCAAGGUAACAAAGCAGACAGGAUCUUAAGUUUUUUCUGCUCCUUCCUGCAGAGGGUAGAAUUGUUUACAACUACCAUUGCAUCACUCCAUUGCUUAGUUGAGUAUAGCAGUAGUGGGUCAGGUCCCCUAGACCCCAAGAUCUUAAAGACCUAUAGUGUAAAAGUCUGCCUGCCCAGGAAUUCUCCUACAUUUACAAACACCUCUGGCCAUAGUGAUAUGUAUUUUUUCCAUAUAAAAUAAAUAUGGGCAGAAAAUAAGGUUAGUUUUAGAAGUGUUGUUUAUGGUUGGAGCUCUGUAAGAAUCUUUUAAAGGGAUAAGGGAACUAGUGACUAUUAGUAUAGCCAUUACUUCAGCCCCUAAAACAAAAUCACUGUUACGUGGAAAAAUGGUUAUUAGACCAGAUUUUUACUCAUCUGUCUAGAGCAUUUCAUGUCUACAUGUAUUGCUGUUUGUCUGCAAAGUGUCUAGUCUCUUUUAAUCACUGCAAAUAAAGCAAUACCGAAAACUUGAUGAGAGAGAAUGCACCUUAGGGGAAGGGGCUUUAUGUUUCAAGAGGGAAGAAAAAGGAAAGAGACCUCCUCCUGCCUUUUAUAAGAUCCAGCUUUUAAGUCUUACCUAUGACUUUACCAGGGCAGGUUAUAAUAUACCUUCUCCUAUUGUUGGCCCUCUGCCUUCCAUAGCUAUCUUAAAAGCUGAAGUUUGAACUGCAGCAUCUGCUUGACAGGUGCCAGGUUCCUCUUGGCAGGAGAAAGAUCACUACUCUGUAUCUUCCAUUGCCUCAGAUUCCUGUGGCCCCAAGGAUCCCACCAAACCUCCUCAUUCCCCCUAAACAUGUUAAAAAUCCCUUAUUGUGGGUAUGUAAAUAACAAUUACACUGUAAGCAUAUUUAUGUGCUCUUUUUGUCUGGUUUAUUUUUCUUUUCAUCAUGUAUAAUCUGAAUCGAGCAUUAGUUUCUCAAAUCUUUCCCAAGUGUCUCCAGAAUUUUUAUAUCUUAGCUUGUGUUACAUAGAAGUAAAAUAUUAAGGAAAAUAGAUUUAAGAUAAACUUGUGCAACUUUUUUUAAAGCAUUGUUCUCAACCAUUUAAUUUAUUGAAAGGAGAUGCUGCUAUGGUUCUUGAUUUGGCAGCAGCCAUUCUUUGUUUACAUAGAGUUAUAAUUUUAUUUGUUGUUUUGCUCUGUACUGGAAACAUAAAUAAAGUUUUCUACAUUAUUUUCA